CUCAGUUCAGUGACACGACAGGAAUUAAAACCCGUUCAUUCAAGGAGCGCAGGCUGAGUGGGAGGGUCCGCGCGCGUCCUCCUGCACCACUAUUACGCACCGAAGUUGCAGCGCGGCACAGAGGUCAUCACCACUGCCAGGGUGGAUUACUGACAGCACCCAGGUGACUGCACCGAUGAGAUGAUCCUAAAACACCACAGGAGUCCUCUUCUGCUCACCGUCACCUGCAUGUGCUUCUCGGGGGGUCUGCUCUGGUCCUACCAGGAGGAGGAUGCCAGUGACGGUGACGAGUGCUCUGAAAAUAACAUUGCCACCACAAAGUACCCCUGCGUGAAGUCGACUGGAGAAGUUACGACGUGUUACAGAAAGAAAUGUUGCAAGGGCUUCAAGUUUGUGUUGGGCCAGUGCAUUCCUGAAGAUUUUGACGUGUGCGCUGGCGCCCCCUGUGAGCAGCAGUGCACCGACCAUUUCGGUCGGGUUGUCUGCACCUGUUACCCCGGCUACCGCUAUGACCGGGAGCGCCACAGAAAAAGAGAGAAGCCCUACUGCCUGGACUUGGACGAAUGUGCAAACAAAAACACGACCGCCUGCUCUCAGGUCUGCAUCAAUUCUUUGGGGAGCUACAGGUGUGAGUGUGAGACAGGCUAUUUCCUGGAGGAAGAUGGGAAAACGUGCACCAAGGGGGAGAGAGCAGUGCAUCUCUUUGAAAAGUCCGACAACGUGAUGAACGCUGGGACUUGCUCAGCCACCUGCGAUGAUUUCCACCAGAUCAAGAUGUCGGUCCUGCAGCUAAAGCAGAAGAUGGCCCUGCUGUCAAACAGUGCUGACGUCCCUGAGCAGACGACCAGCAAGAAAAUGACUUCCUCCGCAUUUUUACCAGGACCUCCAGGUCUCCCUGGCCCCCCAGGAGAUCCAGGAACAGAGGGCCUUCCAGGGUUUAAUGGUCUAGUGGGGCCUCCUGGCCCUCCUGGACCGAGGGGCUUAAUGGGGCCCAUUGGACCCACACCAGACCUGUACCACAUCAAACGUGGCCCUCGAGGAUCCGUGGGGCCUCCAGGAGCAUCAGGAAAGGAUGGGCGAAAGGGGGACAGAGGAACUCCUGGGCCCGUCGGACCACCAGGUCCUCCAGGCUCCUUUAAUUUCCUGCUCGUGCUCAUGGCUGACAUCCGCAACGACAUCGCUGAACUGCAGAGCAAGGUGUACGGUCGGCCGUUGCCCUCGCCGGUGGACGACUUCUCUACAGUCCCCGACAGCUGGAGGGUCAACACGGACAGUCAGGACACGGGAUCAGGGGAUGACGACAAAUAAGCACCAUCUUGAACAGGUGGAGAGGAGGAGGAAACCAGACGGGACAGACAUUGACUGAAAUAUUUAAAGAGGGUCGAUUGAAAGACUUUAUGUCGGAUGUCAAUACUGAAAGUGGUUUGAUUUUUUAUUUAACUGUAUAAACUAUACAUGUCUUUUCAUCACAGAUGUUUAUUUUUGUAUGAUAUACAAGAGUAUAUGUAAUUUUAUAACAAAAUGAGCAGACUGUGCAAAUGCAUGUUUUUUUUAUUGGAUGUUUUCAGAAACAUAUUGUUCCUUCACAGCACAUUAAACAAGUCUCUCGUGGAA
Hippoglossus stenolepis (Pacific halibut) is the source of this 1614-nucleotide messenger RNA. RefSeq names its product collagen and calcium binding EGF domains 1 (gene ccbe1). NCBI's taxonomy places the organism in Eukaryota, Metazoa, Chordata, Actinopteri, Pleuronectiformes, Pleuronectidae. Bases 181 to 1308 code for a protein of 375 amino acids. The transcript is spliced from 11 exons. The record is from RefSeq and is a predicted model, not a curated record. Gene Ontology annotation, molecular function: calcium ion binding.